AUGGAGCACAAUCGCGGCCCAGGGCAUCGAAAGGUCACGUUGACGGCCUAUUCCCAAUUCUUGUGUCUCUGCAAUGGCGUUCUGAACCAUCCCAAGGCUCCAAAGAUCCCAGGUCUUGAAUCUUUCAAGGGCCAAAUGUUCCACGCGGCCCGUUGGAACUACGAUACUACUGGAGGCUCGCCGGCCGAGCAACAGCUGAAACGGCUUCAGGGGAAGAGGGUUGGCAUUCUAGGAACCGGCCCAACGGCAAUACAAGCCAUACCGAAGCUCGCUGAAGCCUCGGAAGAGCUCUACGUUUUCCAGCGAACACCAGCUUCUGUCGGCUAUCGGAACCAGCAACCGACCGACCCAGCUACAUGGGGGACACAGGUUGCAACCAAGCCAGGCUGGCAGUUGGAACUGCUCACGAGCUUCGAGCUGCUAUGCCAAGGAGAACUAGCCGAGCAUCGAUACCUGACCGACGGCUGGACGAAGCUGAAAACAUUUGCGGCCUUCACGGGCAGGUCAGACGCUCCCUUUCUGACGAAAGACAGAGUUCAAGAGCAUACCAACAACUUUAUCAAGCAGGACGCACCAUUCCAGGAGCGUAUACGCCACCGAGUGGACGAGGUAGUGCGCGAUCGCCAGACCGCGGAGGCUCUGAAGCCUUGGUUCCACACCUGGUGUAAGCGUCCUGGCUUCCACGACGAGUACCUCGAGACGUUCAACCGCCCCAACGUCCACCUUGUGGACAUAGCUGACACGAAAGGCGUCACUGGCGCAUCCCCCAAGGGCUUGGUGGUAGGUAAGCGAGAGAUCGAGCUGGAUGUGUUGGUUCUCAGCACCGGCUUUCGACCGUUUGUCAACCUUCAAGACCCGGAUCCGGGGGCGAAGUCCAACACAAUUAUCAUCGGGCGUGACUCAAUCCCCAUGGCGGAUAAGUGGGCAGCCAAGGGAGCCGCCACAUUGUUUGGCUCUAUGACACGCUCAUUUCCGAACCUUCUUCUGAGUGGCACAUCCCAGACGGCAAUAAGCUCAAACAACACGGGCCAUCUUGACGCGCUCGCUCGCCAUGCGGCUUACAUCAUCACCGAGUCUCUCAGACGAGCCGACGAUGCCAGUCGACUAGCCAUCGAGCCUAGCGAGGAGGCAGAAGAGUCUUGGGCGGCCGAAAUUCUCAAAUACGACCUAUUUUCCAGCCCCAUUGCUGUAUGUACACCGGGAUUCUUUAACUGUGAAGGAGAGGCUUUGAAGCCUGUAUCGGAGGAAGAAGAACUCAAGAGGCGACGUGGCGCCGCUUACCUGAAAGGACUUCCCGCAUUCCGGAAGAUUUUAGAUGACUGGAAGUCCGACGGGGAAAUGGCAGGGUUAGUUGCUAGGACCUGA
Diaporthe citri is the source of this 1365-nucleotide messenger RNA. RefSeq lists its product as uncharacterized. The transcript is spliced from 2 exons. NCBI's taxonomy places the organism in Eukaryota, Fungi, Ascomycota, Sordariomycetes, Diaporthales, Diaporthaceae. Bases 1 to 1365 code for a protein of 454 amino acids. The record is from RefSeq and is a predicted model, not a curated record.